AUACAGGACCCCCAGGGCUGAGCGCACCUUCGAGAACUGGUUGGACGGGUACCAGGUCUUUAUGGGUGUCGUUUGCGCUGCCUAUCCACGGCGCUCCAUGGAUUUGGUUGCCUACCUGGCUCACGUAAGGCGGGCUCACUCCCUCGCAGGGGAGCAAGCGGCGCUAACAUAUGAUGAGAACUUUCGUAGAAAUGCUUCUCUCCUACCAUCCACCCGUUGGGACCUGACUGACCCGAACUACUGGGGCGAGGACGUCAACCCCUACAUCGAUAAGAAAAAUUUAGCUUCUGCCAAGGCGG
Messenger RNA from Podarcis lilfordi (Lilford's wall lizard), 299 nucleotides. The record is from the annotation of a GenBank genome assembly. NCBI's taxonomy places the organism in Eukaryota, Metazoa, Chordata, Lepidosauria, Squamata, Lacertidae.